Juglans regia (Persian walnut) is the source of this 1678-nucleotide messenger RNA. Its product is annotated as methyl-CpG-binding domain-containing protein 7-like. Gene Ontology annotation, molecular function: DNA binding. The record is from RefSeq and is a predicted model, not a curated record. Lineage: Eukaryota; Viridiplantae; Streptophyta; Magnoliopsida; Fagales; Juglandaceae. The coding region runs from base 633 to 1334 and encodes 233 amino acids. The transcript is spliced from 7 exons.
CAUCUUCCUAUACAAGAAGAAAGACAUACAUACGUUAUCAUCCCUUUUGCAUAUAAAAUACAUGAUGAUUGGGCUUUGCUUAUCUCUACUAACAUCCACCCCUACAUAUAUUACAAGCCUAAUAGGCUAAUAGCACCAGAGGGCCGUGCAAACUGCAACUGAAGGCACAAGAGGGUUGUAUUGUUGAGAAAAUAAUAUUUUUGAUAGGUAAAUAGAAGUCCACGCACAUACAAGAUUGAAAACGUGAUCUCACACUUCACCUCUUGUUUGGGGAGAGAAGCCAUCUGGUUCAAAACUGGAAUUGUAUUGGUGAAAGUUUUCUAUCUUGAACCUAAACUAUAAUAAAGUUGCAAUUGAAAACAGAAUGAGUUUCCUUCCAUACUUCUCGUUUGUUGAUGUCUAACUUGAUUAGAUGAGUAUUAACCUUGCAACAAUACCUGACCCUUAUUUGCAAAACAUAGUCAAGGAACUUGCUACAUUCACUCUUCUUUUCUCUCUCUCCUUUUUCCCAAGGAUAGUAGCAUAAAUGAAUUGUUCGGACCAAUCAAGUUGUAGCUUUUCAUGUGGUGUGCAUGAUCUGAAGGACGAUCCUUACGGUAGGGUCUCACACCUACGAUAAUAGACUGCUGCAGAUGCAAAUUAGGGACUGCACCAUCUGGAGCACCUCGCCCUUUAAACUACCUGAUGAUUGGGUCAUCAAGGAAAAGCCUCGUAGCAAUAUCAACUAUGCUUGUGUCAUUGACAAGUUAUAUAUUGAGCCAGAAACUGGGCAGCAGUUUCGUUCUUUGAAAGCCGUUGAGAGAUAUGUAACAGAAGCAAAGGAAAAUACUGCAACACCUAAGGCUUCACAGAAUUCUGGUUCAUGGAAGAAAAACAUUUCUAGUAUUAUACGGUCACCAAGAGUUGUGAGCAAACACUGGUUGGAAGCUGAAGAAGAUAACAUUACACUCAAGGCAUUGAAAUUGUGCAACCGUUCAAAAGCUUCGCCGAAUUCUGGUUCAUGGAAGAAAAACAUUUCUAGUAUUAUACGGACACCAAAAGUUGUGAGCAAACAUUGGUUGGAAGCUGAAGAAGAUAACAUUACACUCAAGGCAUUGAAAUUGUGCAACUGUUCAAAACCUUCAAGAAAAUCUGGUUCAAGGAAGAAAUUUGUUUCUAAUAAAGGGGUUAAUACUUCAAUGCUUGAUUGUGCCAGCCCACCAGCAAAGAUAAACUGGGUUCUUUCUGGUCCUGGUGGUGGUAAUGUAUGGAGUGCUUUCAUCAAUGAAUCUAUUGUCCCAGAUUCUGUAAAGCAAAAAUGGUCUGAGAAAUUUAUAACAACCAUCCAUGCAUGAAUUUAAUGACCAAGUUUUCGAGUUCAUAAAGGUCGAAGGUGGCAAAGCUUCCCUUGAUGUCCCAGUACAUCUCCAGUUCCUAGUAUUUUUGGCUCUUCAGGACAUCCCAAAUCUACACCGGUUACUUUGCGUGGUGUUGGAACAGAAGUGUACUACGCGUAUACUUCUUGUGUACUGUACUUGGAUUGUGUAUAUUUUCAAUCAAUAAAGUUUUGUUCUUACUUAUAAUAAAGAAUAAUUUCUCCUAUGAGUGCAGUUGUUUCAAGUCAGUUUUGCUCGCACGCUCCUUAGUCCUUAUCAUUAUGUAAAGCGUUAUUGUCAUCGAAACAAAGCUUGAUUGACAG